Nicotiana tabacum (common tobacco) is the source of this 1879-nucleotide messenger RNA. The record is from RefSeq and is a predicted model, not a curated record. NCBI's taxonomy places the organism in Eukaryota, Viridiplantae, Streptophyta, Magnoliopsida, Solanales, Solanaceae.
UUGAGUUAGCUCCAAAAAUCAAAAUCCCUAACCAACCAGAGAAAGGGAAGCUUCAUUUAACCCUUUGUGUUUGCAGAGAAACUGUAAUCGAAGAUGGUGAAGGUGCGAAUGAACACCGCGGAUGUGGCCGCAGAAGUCAAAUGCUUGCGCCGGUUAAUCGGAAUGCGUUGUUCCAACGUUUAUGAUCUUUCCCCAAAGACUUAUGUGUUUAAGCUAAUGAACAGCAGUGGAGUUACUGAGUCAGGGGAGAGUGAGAAGGUUUUAUUGCUCGUGGAAAGUGGCGUUCGUUUGCAUACCACUGAUUAUCUUCGGGACAAAAGUAACACACCAUCUGGAUUUACGCUCAAAUUGAGGAAGCAUAUAAGGACAAGAAGGCUGGAGGAUGUGCGGCAACUUGGUUAUGACAGGAUAGUUCUCUUUCAGUUUGGACUAGGUGCCAAUGCUCAUUAUGUUCUAUUAGAACUAUAUGCCCAAGGAAAUAUACUCCUUACGGAUUCUGACUUCAUGGUUAUGACUCUCCUACGGUCACACAGGUAGAUUACUUCCUUUAUUUUGCUAACUUUUUCUCCUUCAGCUGAACAUGUCUAUAUAAUGAAUCCUCGUGAACAUGUAAGCAGACAAUAUACGUUUUCUGUUGCCACUUUUCAUUCAGUUCCCCUUUCCUUAUGAAACUCUCCCAGAAGAUUGCUGAAGAUGAAGCCUUUUGGAUGGAUCAGCUAUUUAGUUCAGUUGGGAUUCUCUUUAACAAGCAAAAACUGUUUGAUACUGCUGCCUAUGGUUAAAUGGAUGACUCAUUUGGUGAUCUUCUUCUGGAAUUUAAAAAGAGCGGAUUUAAUCCCUUUAGGCUAAGACGAGAGAGAUAUCUUGAUAAAAUUUUCUUUUUCCAGUGAGCUGCAUCAACUUAAAUGUUGAGUACAAAAUUAACAAGCCAUAAACCUAGAGAUCUUUGCUGUCUCUGGCAUCCUCAAGAUUUCGUAACUAAACCUUUUUGCUAACUACUGCGAAUAUUACCAUUGAUAACAACAAAUAAACAGAAUACUUAAAGAACACAUAAUCCCACAACCACCUUGUAGGAAGGGUGAAGUGAAACUUAGGCCUCAAGACAAGUCACUAGUUACACAGUAAACUUUGGAAAAAAACCUCUACAUCUAUUCACUCUCUUAGAAAGUUUAAGUAAAUCUAUCCUCUCUACAAUUUCCUUCUUAAUCUGUGUGACUACUACCUCAGUAUGGCAUUUACUCCUUUAAAUAAUUUCCAAUUCCUAGCUCUCAUAUAUGAUAGAUCAUAUCUCCCCGGAUUGCUGCUAUCACCUCCUCCUUGAAUUGCUUCCAAUGCUUCCUUUUGAUGCUGCCUAGGAUUUGUUGUAGCUAUCCAACUUGUAUUUUAAUACCAGCCCAUUGCAUAAAUGGUUUCCUAACAGUUUUUGUCCAAUUGCAAUCCACAAACAAGUGCUGCUUAGAGUAUCACAUAAGCAGCAUCUCAUAUCUUCCACAGGAAUAUGUAAUUUGAGUAAUCUUUCCUGUGUGAGCAGCCUUCCUUGAACAGCCAUCCAUACUAUAAAUCUAUGUUUUGAUUGAGCUACUCCACUCCAAAUGAGUUCAGCAAUCUCCAGCCUUCCAUGGGUCCCAAUAAUGGAAAUGUAACUUCUGUUAUAGAAUAGUUCCUCCAGGAGUUAGGAUGUACCUCCCUUGCUUAUACCAAACCUGCAUGUCCUCUUUCAGGAAGUUUAGUUUCUUCCAGUACCAACUGCAGUCUUGUGGAGCUUUAUGUAUCCAUAUGUUUGAGUCAGUCUUCUUGCUAGGGCAUCCUUUUUUGUAAUUAUGGGGGACUUCACAAUUUUAGUGAAGUCUUAUAUCAAUAUACAACUAUGUUACCUUUU